AAUAUCAACAAAAUGGGGUACACAAUUUUAGAAAAAAUCAUUGCGCUACAGAAGAAGACAUCUAACAUUAGGAAUAUCUGUAUUUUGGCUCAUGUGGAUCACGGGAAAACAACACUGGCAGAUUGUUUGGUCGCAAGCAAUGGCAUCAUUUCCACGCGCUUGGCAGGGAAGCUUCGCUACCUGGACAGCAGGGAGGACGAACAGAUUCGAGGGAUCACUAUGAAGUCCAGUGCCAUUUCAUUACACUAUAUGACAGGAGAGAGAGAAUACCUCAUAAAUCUGAUCGACUCUCCCGGUCACGUGGACUUCUCAUCCGAGGUUUCUACGGCUGUACGGCUGUGUGAUGGCGCCAUCGUCAUUGUGGAUGCAGUAGAAGGAGUUUGUCCUCAGACGCAAGCGGUGUUGCGGCAGGCGUGGCUGGAGAACAUUCGCCCAGUGCUCGUUAUCAACAAGAUCGACCGGCUAAUCGUGGAGCUCAAGCUUAGUCCUCAAGAGUCCUACACGCACCUCCAGAAAAUUCUCGAACAAGUGAACGCCGUAACGGGCAGUUUGUUCACUUCUAAAGUCCUGGAGGAACGGGCAGAGAAGGAGGCCCAGGCCCAAGAAGAGCAUCCCAAGGUUGAUUCAGGAGAGCAGGUUUAUGACUGGAGCGCAGGCCUGGAGGAAACGGACGACUCGCAUCUAUAUUUCAGCCCUGACCAGGGCAACGUGGUGUUUGCCAGCGCCAUCGACUCCUGGGGCUUCAGCAUUCAUCAGUUUGCACAGAUCUAUAGCCAGAAAAUGGGAAUCCGCGUCCAGCUUUUACAGAAGACCCUGUGGGGGGAUUACUACCUGAAUGCCAAAGCCAAAAAGAUCAUGAAGGGAGCACAGUCCAAAGGCAAAAAACCGCUUUUUGUCCAGCUGGUCCUGGACAAUAUCUGGAGUUUAUACGACGCUGUGGUCAUCAGACGAGACAAAGAGAAGGUGGAGAAAAUGGUGACCUCGUUGGGGUUAAAGGUCAUGGCCCGUGACCUUCGUCACUCCGACCCGAAAGUGCUUCUGAGUGCCAUCUGCAGUCAGUGGUUGCCCCUGUCUCAGGCGGUGCUCUCAAUGGUCUGUGAGAAGUUGCCAUCUCCCACUGAGAUGAGCUCUGAGAGGGUGGAGAAGCUGAUGAGCGUGGGCAUGCGCAGGUUCGACUCCCUGCCUGAAAAAACUCAGCAGCUGAAAAAAGCAUUCUUGGAGUGUGCCAGUGAAGAAUCCGCUCCAGUCAUCGUGUUUGUGUCGAAGAUGUUUGCUGUGGACUCAAAAGCCCUGCCGCAGAACAAACAAAGGCCCCUGACUCAGGAGGAGAUUGCUCAACGUAGAGACGUGGCCAGACAGAGACAUGCGGAGAGACAAGUGGCCAAUCAGGGCCCUGAAAACCCAGAGGCAAUCAACAACACCAAGCCAGAUGCUGAUGGGCUGUGCAUACAGACGGAGGCCCUGUCGGUGAAGUCCGCAUCAGAAGACGAGGAGAAAGAGUACUUUGUAGCAUUUGCACGUGUCUACAGCGGAGUAGUGCGCCGGGGUCAGAGAGUGUUUGUCCUCGGACCCAAGUACGACCCUGCCAUUACUCUGCAGACGCUGACAGAUGAGUGUUCAGUCCCUGACUCCAUGCCCAACGUUUCCCACAUGGCCUGCUGCACUCUGGAUCGGUUGUAUUUGCUGAUGGGCCGAGAGCUGGAGGAACUCGACGAGGUACCAGCCGGCAACGUUCUAGGAAUUGGUGGGAUGGAGGAGUUUAUUUUGAAGUCGGCCACUAUCUCGUCUACGGCCGCGUGCCCCCCUUUUACACCGCUCAACUUCGAAGCCACGCCCAUCGUCAGAGUGGCGAUAGAACCCAAACAUCCCAGCGAGAUGCCCAAGCUGGUGCGGGGGAUGCGUCUUCUGAACCAGGCCGACCCGUGUGUGGAGGUUUUAAUCCAGGAGACUGGAGAGCACGUACUCGUCACGGCAGGGGAGGUUCACCUGCAGCGCUGCCUCGAUGACCUCCGAGUAAGGUUUGCCAAAAUUGAGAUCAGUGCCUCGGCACCUAUCAUCCCAUUCCGUGAGACUGUGAUCCGUCCCCCGAAAGUGGACAUGGUUAAUGAGGAACUUGGACGCCAGCAGAAGGUUGCGGUGAUCCAUCAAACCAAAGAGGAGCAUACCAAGCUCCCAGAAGGUGUUCAGGUAGAUUCAAAUGGCCUGGUGACCCUUACCACCCCCAACAAAAUGGCCACAAUCAGAGUUCAGGCCAUUCCGCUACCUGAUGAGGUGACUUGGUUGCUGGAGAAGAAUGCAGAGCUCAUCCGAACCAUGGAGCACUUCAGCCUGCUGGCACGAGAGGGCAAAGCUUCAGAGAUUAGUUCAAAAACUCUAGAGGAAAUCCGUGGAUUAAAGGCUGAAUUAAAAAAGCAUCUUCAGGGCCACAAGUGGAGAAACGCAGUGGAUCGGAUCUGGGCUUUUGGACCUCGCCGCUACGGCCCCAACAUUCUUCUGAACAGUGUUGAAGGAUACCAAAGACCAUCGGUGUGGCAGUUUCUCCAUUUAGACCAGGAGAAAAGUGAAAGCGCUGCGCUGCGGGAUUUUGAUAACAGCAUCGUUAGUGGGUUCCAGCUGGCCACGCUUUCAGGCCCCAUGUGUGAGGAGCCGCUGAUGGGCGUCUGCUUCUCCUUAGAGACCUGGGACAUGAAAAUCCCUUCUCAGACAGCACAGAAGGACUCACAGGAUGACUCUAUUUCUCAGCAGCCUUUGGAGACAGAAAAUAAUGAAUGUGACCUUGGAGAUGAGGGUGAGGCACAGAGCAGGCAUCGAGACAUGGCCGACUGCUACGGGCCGUUUUCAGGUCAGCUCAUUGCUUCCAUGAAAGAGACGUGCAGGUACGCCUUCCAAGCAAAGCCACAACGCCUCAUGGCCGCCAUGUAUACCUGUGAGAUCAUGGCUACAGCCGAGGUCUUAGGCCGCGUGUAUGGUGUCCUCUCCAAGCGUGAAGGUCGUGUCCUCAACGAGGAGAUGAAGGAGGGAACAGACAUGUUCAUCAUCAGAGCCGUGUUGCCGGUGGCCGAGAGCUUCGGAUUCGCUGAUGAGAUCCAGCGGACGAGUGGCCUGGCAAGCCCUCAACUGGUGUUCACUCACUGGGAGGUCAUCUCCAGCGAUCCAUUCUGGGUGCCCACUACUGAAGAGGAAUAUCUCCACUUUGGAGAAAAAGCAGAUUCAGCCAAUCAGGCACUAAAGUACGUGAACGCCGUUCGGAAGCGCAAAGGGCUUUAUGUGGAGGAGAAGACCGUCGAACAUGCUGAGAAACAACGGACUCUUAGCAAGAACAAAUGAGUUCCAGAGAGAUAGUUUAGAUACUUUAUUAUUGGGACAAAAGUAUUGUCACAUGUUGUUUCCUGCCAUAUGUGAUUCUUCCCAAAACUUUUACCACAAAGUCAGAGGCACACGAUUGUAUAGGAUGUCUUUGGAUGUGGUAGAAUUAAAUUUUUCCCUCACUUCAUCUAGGAGGCCCAAGCCUGUUCUAACAUGCCAGUGUUCCUGUACACAAUGCAAGCUUUAUGAACAAAUAGUUUACAUAGGUUAGAAUGGAAGAUCUUGAGUGGCCUGCUAUAGAGACGUAACCUCAACCCUAUUGAACACAUUUGGAAUGAACUGGAACACUGCACCCCCGGCCGGACUUUGCUAACUUUAUUGUGGCCGAAUGAACACAAAUCUUCACAACCCACUCCAAAAUCGAAUAAAACAUAUUUCAAGGAAGAGUGGAGAUUAUUAUACAGCAAAUGGGGACUAAAUGUGGAACAGGGCGUUCAAAAAAAGUACAUACGAAUCAUAUGGUAGUAAGGUGUCCUCAAACUUUUGUCCUAAUAUAGUGUAUAAAUAAUUAGUCUGGAUUAUUACAUCACUACAAAUCUGCCAUAAAUGAUACAUUUGUGCAUAUUUAGUAUGCGUCAUAUAUAUACAUUUCUAUAAAAUUUGGUGGACAUUAUUAAAGUAAUGUGGAAUUAAUAAAUGAAAAUACACUGAUUUUGUUGAGCUACGUGUAGAUAAUAUAUGUUAACAACAAUAGUUGACCAAUGUAAACAAAUGAACCACUAAUGUUGAUCUGAAGGGCAUAAAACCUGCUUUGACUGAAAUGUCUUGACUGAUUUGAAGUUGUAGAAUUGUAUAUAUUAAAAAUUAAAUGUACUCUUUUCCCCAUCGCCCUAAAUGAAGUGAAUCCACCUAGACCUCCAUUUCCCCAAAGGGGGUUCUAGACAUGAAACACACCGUGACUGAUCAACUAUAUUUGCAGUUAAGGGGAACAUUGUGUAAAGUUAGAUUUUUCACUUGAACCAUUUCUUUAAUUUAGAACAGUUCUGAAGCUGGGAAGCUUCAUCUGAGAUUUCCUACAUAGUCUAAAAAGCUCCCAAAUGGCGAGAGGUAAUUGGAUAAUUGACUAGCCUAGCCUUCUGCUAGUAUUCCCCAUGCAUUUCAUCAUGCACACUAUUAAGAUCCUAAAUUAAGUGUGGGAAAGUAAAAAAAACAAGAAUUUCAGGGGUUAGAAGCAUUAAAUUAUUUUUGUGGAAUACCAUGUUCAAUGAAGUGGAAGCUUGGUUUCCUUGUGGUUUUUGUCUUAGUGAGCUGGCUUUGUGCACAGGGACAUUGUUAUGCUAAAUUUGGGUCUCAUAGUUCAAGUAAAGGGAAAUCCUAAAUCUACAGCAAACAAAGAUAUUGCAGCCAGUUGUGUUCUUCUAAUGUUGGGGCAACAGGCCAAAUGUGGGUGUAAAGGUCAGGUACCCACAAACAUAUUGCCAUACAGUGUAUGAUAUCAGGCAACAAAACCCCAACAAUAAAGGUGUCUAAAAUCGUCAA
This is a messenger RNA of Silurus meridionalis, 4845 nucleotides long. RefSeq names its product elongation factor like GTPase 1 (gene efl1). Gene Ontology annotation, molecular function: GTPase activity; GTP binding; ribosome binding. The record is from RefSeq and is a predicted model, not a curated record. The transcript has 19 exons. Lineage: Eukaryota; Metazoa; Chordata; Actinopteri; Siluriformes; Siluridae. Gene Ontology annotation, biological process: cytosolic ribosome assembly. The coding region runs from base 13 to 3327 and encodes 1104 amino acids. Gene Ontology annotation, cellular component: ribonucleoprotein complex; cytosol.